Messenger RNA from Chanos chanos (milkfish), 1395 nucleotides. RefSeq names its product carbohydrate (N-acetylglucosamine-6-O) sulfotransferase 2b (gene chst2b). The transcript has a single exon. Gene Ontology annotation, biological process: sulfur compound metabolic process; N-acetylglucosamine metabolic process; carbohydrate metabolic process. Gene Ontology annotation, molecular function: N-acetylglucosamine 6-O-sulfotransferase activity. The coding region runs from base 1 to 1395 and encodes 464 amino acids. Gene Ontology annotation, cellular component: Golgi membrane. The record is from RefSeq and is a predicted model, not a curated record. Lineage: Eukaryota; Metazoa; Chordata; Actinopteri; Gonorynchiformes; Chanidae.
AUGAGAGGAAAACAGUACCAGCAACUUAAGAUAACUGCUCCCUAUGAGAAGGAUGCAGUAUAUGGAAGAAAGCUCAAAACAUACAGCAACCAUACCAAAAUAAUAGCUCAGCCAGGAAUCAUGAUGAAGGUGUUACGCAGAAAGAGGAUUGUUUUAUUCAUUGCCUAUUUUCUGCUGUUGGUUCUGACUAUGUUGAACUUGGCUAAUUACAAAUGGACUAAGGAACCACAACAGUGCAAUCACCAGAUGAGGAGCACUCCAUUCCAGGGCAGAUCUGAUAUCCGUUUCCUUUACAGACCCUCCCUGGCUAAGAAAAGACAGCUUGUCUACAUCCUGACCACUUGGAGGUCUGGAUCGUCUUUUUUCGGAGAGCUCUUUAAUCAAAACCCAGAAGUGUUCUUCUUGUAUGAACCCAUGUGGCACAUCUGGCAGAAACUGUACCCAGGUGAUGCUGUCUCUCUACAAGGGGCAGCAAGAGACAUGCUGAGCUCCCUAUAUCGCUGCGACUUUUCUGUUUUCCAGCUGUACAACAGCCCUGGGGGCAAGAAUUUUACCUCACUUGGACUCUUUGGAGCCACCCUCAAUAAAGUCAUCUGCUCCUACCCUUUGUGUUCAGCCUACAGGAAGGAUGUGGUGGGUAUGGUUGAUGAUAAGGUGUGUAAAAAGUGCCCUCCGCAGAGCCUCAGACUUCUAGAGGAAGAGUGUCUGAAAUAUAACACUAUUGUUAUCAAAGGGGUGCGAAUCUUGGAUGUUAACAUAUUGGCUCCUCUGAUGGAGGACCCAUCCCUGGAUCUCAAGGUGAUUCACCUGGUUCGAGACCCGAGAGCAGUGGCUAAUUCCAGGAUCAAAUCCAGACAUGGCUUGAUUCGUGAGAACUUACAGGUGGUCAGGAGCAGGGACCCAAAACUUCGACGAAUACCGUUUGUUGAUCCUGGACAUAAAGUAAGCAAAAAGGAUGGUGCCGACUACCACUCCAUUGGAGCUAUGGAAGUGAUAUGUGACAGGACUUUAAGGAGCUUGAGAACUGCCUUAAACCCUCCCAGCUGGCUGAGAGGAAAAUACAUGGCGGUACGCUACGAGGACCUGGUGGAGAACCCUGUCAAAGUGCUACGAAGCGUUUACCGCUUUGUCAACCUCAGUUCCAGCCACGACAUUGAGUCUUUUGCCCUGAACAUGACAAAUGGCACGAGCUCGUCAUCUAAGCCGUUUAUCGUCUCCUCCAGGAAUGCCACUCAAGCAGCCAGUGCAUGGAGAACUGUGCUGAGUAUUCAACAGAUAAAACAGGUAGAGGAAUAUUGCCAUCAUGCAAUGGCAGUGCUGGGAUAUGAGCGGGUGAGGACCGCAGGGGAAGCUAAAGACUUACGAAAAUCCUUACUGACCUCCUCAAAACUGUGA